Molecule: messenger RNA, 3269 nt
Organism: Scleropages formosus (Asian bonytongue)
Lineage: Eukaryota; Metazoa; Chordata; Actinopteri; Osteoglossiformes; Osteoglossidae
Gene: abhd18
Product: abhydrolase domain containing 18
Exons: 14
Coding region: 188-1789 (533 amino acids)
Source: RefSeq, a predicted model, not a curated record
AACUUUCCAACAUGGCCGGUGGUUUGUCCUCACUGAGUUCUGUCCUGUGUGUGAAAACAUGAGACUACAUGGAAUUUUCCCCUUUAAAGUCACGAAUGAUGCUGCUCUGACUAGAUGUUGCAAAUAAGACAGUAAACCGGCCCUCCUGAAAGAGAACUUUGGUUCUUAGACUGCAGCUGCCUGAGUUAUGGACUUUAUGAGCAUACAAAAAAGUAGGCUUUUGAUGACAUCAGUGAAAAGGAGAAACUGGAGAAAGCAGAUUACAAGAGUUGGAAACAAUGGAGAGGAGAAACGUAAGGCAUUCAGCAUAGAGGCUGCAAGACAGAAGAGCCUAGUAGAGAGAGACCUCUUGGAGGAGGCAGCACAGCAGAGAAGGAGCAAAGGUGAGAAGUCCUCGCUGAUGGGUGUGAGCCGGCUGGAUGUUCUCUACAGACGACUUCUCCUCACCAAGCUCUUCAUCCAUGGGUGGGGAAAGCCAGAUGACCUCAAAAGAAUAUUUGAAUUCCGGAAAAUUAUUGGAAACAGAGAAAAGUGUAAGGAUUUGGUUCCCAAGGAUUAUCCUGUUUUCAUAGACAAGGCCGAGGAGCAAACAGACUGCAAAAUUCUAAAUGGUCAUUUUAUUUCACCGCUGGAGUAUAAUCUGCCUGGUGUUUUACCUCCAGAGUCUGUGAAAGCCAGGUUCCAAUUCAUAGUGCCGAAGAAAUGGAAGAAGUACAGGCCAGUAUGUAUCCACCUUGCUGGGACAGGAGACCAUUUCUUCUGGCGGAGGCGCACCCUCAUGGCGAAACCUAUGAUUAAAGAGACAGGAAUGGCGUCGCUGUUACUGGAAAAUCCAUACUAUGGAUACAGAAAACCAAAAGAUCAAGUGCGCUCCAGCCUGCGAAACGUGUCAGACCUGUUUGUGAUGGGCGGCGCCCUCAUCCUGGAGUCGGCUGCCCUGCUGCACUGGCUCGAGAGGGAGGGCUACUGGCCCCUGGGCAUGACUGGCAUCUCCAUGGGGGGACAUAUGGCAUCUUUAGCGGUAACAAACUGGCCGAAGCCGAUACCGCUGGUGCCCUGUCUCUCCUGGUCUACAGCUUCUAGUGUGUUUACAACGGGAGUGCUGAGUAGAGCUGUGAACUGGCGGGAGCUGGAGAAGCAGUACGCCAUGCAUACAGUGUAUGAAGAGGAAAUCACCCGGCUGCUGGAGUAUUGCGGGACGGAUUCUUUUAGAAUGGGUCAGGAUUUUGUGAAGAACUCGCCCGACAGCUUUGACACCCUCUCAAGCGUGGACAUCCCCGCGGGCUUCCUGAGCCUGGAUGGGCCGCAGCACGAAAACGGGGACGUGCCGUCCUCGGCGCUGAGCUCCCAGGGCAGAGGCGGGGCCGCUGGGCGCACACUGCUCAUGAGCGGACAUCGCGGCCACUUGGACCAGAUGCUUUCAGCAGUGAGCAGCAGCCAUCCUCACAUUGACAUGCUUAGCGCCAAGAACAUGAGCCAGCAGGCCAGACAGCGGCUGUCUUUGCAGCGGGAAUCUCUGGGCUUCAUGAAGGGGGUCAUGGAUGAGUGCACACACAUCGCCAACUUUUCAGUGCCUGUGGAUCCGAGCCUGAUCAUCGUGGUGCAGGCGAAGGAGGACGCCUAUGUCCCUCGUGCCGGCGUUCGCAGUUUACAGGAGAUCUGGCCGGGAUGCGAGGUGCGCUACCUGAACGGUGGCCACGUUAGCGCCUAUCUCUUCAAACAGGGCCUCUUCAGGCAAGCCAUUUACGAUGCCUACAACAGGUUUCUUCAGAAGUAUUCCAUCUCCUAGCUUGAGGACCCCAGUGAGCAGAAUCUGAGAAGGUCACCUGAAACUUACAGUCCUCGAAGGGAAGCUUUCACCAGCAAACGGAAGACGGGAGAUGUCCUCCUCUAACAUGGGCUCUCCGAAUGACGUGAAUGGUUAAUCUCUCACAACAGUGGAUAAAUCACUGCUGCCAUAAAAUAUGAGACUGAUGUGCUGCUGGAAAUAAUGCUUAAGGAAAAAAAUGUCAGAACUCAUACAAUGCCUCUGAAAUCUACUCAUACAAUACCUCCUAUACUGUGUCUUUGUUGAAAUCAUUCUUCCUUACUCUCACCCACAAUGCCUUUCAUUAGAUUUUAUGGAUUAUAGGAGUUUUACAUAUCCUAAUGCAAUGCUUUUUCUGAUCAGGGAUUUUGGUAAAGCGUGAUUAACAAUGAAAUAAUGAGCAGCAGGUGCUUGACAAAUACCUGUAAAAUGUAUACAUUUUUUGUAGCUCGGUAACUAUAUGGUAGUUGAUUAGUUGGUGACCAGAUGGCAAUUAAGGGACACAAAGUAUAAAAGAAGCCUUUGUAUGAAUCCAAACGAGAAAUCUGUCAAGAAAUCUCAUGAUUUUCAUAACAGAGUCAGUAGCUGAGCUCAGCUGACAUGAAGUACUGUAUGGAGAGUGCUGGUCCAGAAAGGAGCCCGAGGAGUCCUGUUCUGCCCCUCCAUCAACAUAGUACCGCGGGAGGGUCCGGCUGGGGCCUCAGGACCUCCACAGGAGGAGGGUGUGCUGUAAGAACAGAAUGAGCUGUACCUCUGGAAAACCACCAUGCCUAGCACAUGUGCUCAUCCCAUUUUUCUGGUCGUAAAUUUGGGUGCUUAAACUAUACGUAUUUAAUGAUUAAAACUUAACAGGAUGUAUUUUAUCUUUUAAUUUCACAAUGUGUAGGGAUCUUGGCAUUUGUGUUAAAAUCAAUUUGUGCUCAAUUAAAAGCAAAAUUUUCUAAGCAGCCAGUACCCUUUAAAUUUUUAGUAAUUGUAAACAUUUACGUUAAGCAUAGUUAGUGUGUCUUUUUUGUAUUUUUCCUAUUCUUUGUGUAUAUGAUUCUGUGCAAGUGCUGUGGCUACUGUAACUAGCAGGUUUAAUGUUUAUUGUUCAUCAGGGGUUGUACUGAGGUGUUAACAUUGAGGUUUUAAACAUUACUUUUGUUAUUUGGCACUUUCCUCCAAAGCAACUUACAAUGUUGAACUUCUUACAGAGAUUUACCUUUUGUACAUUUGGGUAAUUUUUACUGAUAUCAGUUCACCGAAAUUGGCUUGAUCGCAGGUGCAACACUGAGAGUGGAACUUUUAUCAGUUUCGCGCUGAUAAAAAUGAAGUUUUUUUCUUUUCUCGAUAUUUUAAUAAGAAUCUUGUGGUGUGUUGAUCAUGAUGCAUCUUUAGAGCAGCCGAGCCUCAUGGUGUUGUCCACGGACUUGACUAAUAAUUUAUGUAAUGCUGUCGGAAAAAUAAAGUGCCGUUCAUA